UAGCACCAUGCAAAUCUUCCACACAAAGAAACCUUGGAGGAGACAACACGUAGGGAGGGAUGGAAUUUUACGCCUAGACAGUAGAGAGGUGUGAAUUCUCCAGCUAUGAUUAGCAGCUUCUCCGGCGACGUCACCAUCUUCCCUCUUCCCCACUAUAUAAACUGCUCCUCCCCACAUCGCUUCCAUCCUCCCUCCAUCUCCCUCUCCGUCGAGAGCGCCAUUAGUACACCUAUUGUAGUUGCUAAUUUACUGACCUAACGCAAAGCACUCUCUGCUACUGUAUCACACGUCACCCGUGCCGUGCUCUAUCUUUUCACACAGGCCGCCAUAUCAGAGCAAGAAGAAGAAGAAGAAGAAGAAGAGAAGGCGGUUGUUUGAUUUCGGUUAUCGGAGAUGACGGUGACGCCGCAGAUCACGGUGAGCGACGGGAGGCUGACGGUGCGCGGCCGCACGGUGCUAUCCGGCGUGCCUGACAACGUCGCGGCGGCGCACGCUUCCGGGGCAGGGCUCGUCGAUGGGGCCUUCAUCGGCGCCACAGCCGGCGAGGCCAAGAGCCACCACGUCUUCACCUUCGGAACCCUCCGGGAUUGCCGGUUCAUGUGCGUGUUCCGGUUCAAGCUGUGGUGGAUGACGCAGCGGAUGGGCAACUCCGGCCGCGAGGUCCCGCUGGAGACCCAGUUCAUUAUCAUCGAGGUCCCCGUCGCCGCCGGCAACGGCGACGGCGACGGCGACAGUGGCGAGCCGGUGUACGUGGUGAUGCUACCACUGCUGGAGGGGCAGUUCCGCACGGCGCUCCAGGGCAACGACCAGGACCAGCUCCAGAUAUGCAUCGAUAGCGGGGACAAGGCGGUGCAGACUGAACAGGGGAUGCACAGCGUCUACAUCCACGCCGGCACCAAUCCGUUCGACACCAUCACCCAGGCGGUCAAGGCCGUAGAGAAGCACAUGCAGACGUUCCACCACAGGGACAAGAAAAAUCUGCCGUCAUUCGUGGACUGGUUCGGCUGGUGCACCUGGGACGCCUUCUACACCGACGUCACAGCCGACGGCGUCAAGCAGGGCCUCCGCAGCCUGGAGGAGGGCGGCGCGCCGCCGCGGUUCCUCAUCAUCGACGACGGCUGGCAGCAGAUCGGCAGCGAGGACAAGGAGGAGGAGGAGGGGGACCCUAGCGUCUCCGUCCAGGAAGGCGCCCAGUUCGCAAGCAGGCUCACGGGCAUCAAGGAGAACACCAAGUUCCAGAGCCACAAGCAGGAGGAGACCCCGGGGCUGAAGCAGCUGGUGGAAGAGGCCAAGAAGGGGCACGGCGUCAAGAGCGUCUACGUGUGGCAUGCCAUGGCCGGCUACUGGGGCGGGGUCACCCCGUCCGCGGCCGGGAUGGCGCGCUACGAGCCGGCUCUCGCGUACCCGGUGCAGUCGCCGGGCGUCACGGGCAACCAGCCGGACAUCGUCAUGGACUCGCUCUCCGUUCUCGGCCUCGGCCUCGUGCACCCGCGCAAGGCCCACACCUUCUACCACGACCUCCACGCCUACCUCGCCGCGUGCGGCGUCGACGGCGUCAAGGUGGACGUGCAGAACAUCAUCGAGACGCUCGGCGCCGGACACGGCGGCCGCGUCGCGCUCACCCACGCGUACCACCGCGCGCUCGAGGCGUCCGUCGCCAGGAACUUCCCGGACAACGGAUGCAUCUCCUGCAUGUGCCACAACACCGACACGCUCUACAGCGCAAAGCAGACCGCCGUCAUGCGCGCCUCCGACGACUUCUACCCGCGCGACCCGGCGUCGCACACCAUACACAUCUCCUCGGUGGCUUACAACACGCUAUUUCUCGGCGAGUUCAUGCACCCCGACUGGGACAUGUUCCAUAGCUUGCACCCGGCGGCCGAGUACCACGGCGCCGCAAGGGCGAUCGGCGGCUGCCCGAUUUACGUCAGCGACAAGCCGGGGAACCACAACUUCGACCUGCUCAAGAAGCUCGUGCUCCCCGACGGCUCUGUGCUUCGCGCGCAGCUCCCUGGCCGGCCCACGCGCGACUGCCUCUUCUCCGAUCCGGCGCGCGACGGCGCAAGCCUGCUCAAGAUAUGGAACGUCAACAAGUGCGCCGGCGUGGUGGGGGUGUUCAACUGCCAGGGCGCGGGGUGGUGCCGCGUCGUCAAGAAGACUCGCAUCCACGACGAGGCGCCCGGGACGCUCACCGGCUCGGUGCGCGCCGAGGACGUCGACGCCAUCGCCCUGGUCGCCGGCGGCGUUGACUGGGACGGCGAGGCCGUGCUGUACGCGCACCGGGCGGGGGUGCUGGUGCGGCUGCCCCGUGGCGCCAAGCUGCCGGUGACGCUCAAGACGCUCGAGUACGAGCUGUUCCACGUCUGCCCCGUCCGCGCCGUCGCGCGGGGCGUGUCGUUCGCGCCCAUCGGCCUGCUCGACAUGUUCAACGCCGGUGGCGCCGUCGAAGAAUGCACCGUCAACAGCGACGGCAAUGCCGGUGUGACGCUCAGUGUGCGGGGCUGUGGCCGGUUCGGCGCCUACUGCUCCCGGAGGCCGGUGAAAUGCUCCCUCGACUCGGAAGACGUGGAGUUCAGCUAUGACGCCGACAUGGGGCUCGUCACCAUCGACGUGCCGGUCCCGGAGCAGGAGAUGUACCGGUGGGCGCUGGAGAUUCAGGUCUAGGCUGCCGGUGAUGCCCGUGUCCAUAGGGUGGCUCGACCACUCUCAGCCGUAGGGCUGUUGCCAUUGGUGGUGCUUAGGAGAGACAAGAGAUCAUGCUUUGCUCUAUUAUCACUAUCGCCUAGUAUGCAAUAAUGUUACCGCAGCUGUAUUAUUUAGUAAUUUGGGGUAAUGGAUAUCUACACUACUUAAAAAGAAUGAACUUGUUUCGUAUUC
Molecule: messenger RNA, 2877 nt
Organism: Lolium perenne
Lineage: Eukaryota; Viridiplantae; Streptophyta; Magnoliopsida; Poales; Poaceae
Product: probable galactinol--sucrose galactosyltransferase 2
Molecular function (GO): raffinose alpha-galactosidase activity
Source: RefSeq, a predicted model, not a curated record